Molecule: messenger RNA, 1656 nt
Organism: Prunus armeniaca (apricot)
Lineage: Eukaryota; Viridiplantae; Streptophyta; Magnoliopsida; Rosales; Rosaceae
Source: the annotation of a GenBank genome assembly
AUGGAGGAGAUGUCUCCGGCGGUCACGGUGCCAUUUAGAGUAGGUAACUCAGUUUGUGAUAACCCAAACAUAGCUACCCACAUGGAUGUCACAAGACUUAAGCUAAUGACAGACACGGCGGGGUUGCUAUCUGAUUCUGUCACCAGGGGUUCCAGUGAGACGGUUGCAGCUGGUGAAGAGGAUUGUAAUUGUAGUUAUUUGGAGAAUGAAAUUAGUUUUGUAGAAGUUUCAGUGCCAAAAGAGGACGAGGAAGGAGAAGCUCCUUUGUUGGAUAUGAUAUCUCAAGACGGAAGCAAUUGGGUUUCUGCUGCUGAUGUGAUAGCUCGGGAAAGUGAGGAAGAUGAUUCCUUAUCAUUGGAAGGCGAUCAGAUUCUUGAUAGCUCUUGUUCACUCUCUGUGGCUAGUGAGUCAAGUAGCUUAUGUUUAGAAGACUUCCUCGUUUAUGAGGCUAGUCCUGACAUAGGGACACUGACUUCUGUAGACGUUGAGAAGGGCAUUUUCUGUGUUGAUGUUGCAAAGGCUUCAGAUUUGGGUGAUUCAAAAGUUGAGACAGAGAUCACAACCGACCCCCUUGCUAUGACGGUGAGCCUAGAGGAAGAAAAUCGUGAUGGGUCUGACCCAAAGCCAUCUGAAGUUGUUCAAUUGCCUGUGGAAACAGUGGUCAGAGAAACAGUAAGCCGCAGUGUUUUUGAGGUAGACUAUGUACCACUUUGGGGGUUUACGUCCAUGAUUGGAAGAAGACCAGAGAUGGAAGACGCACUUGCCACUGUACCUCAACUUUUAAAAAUUCCAAUUCAAAUGCUGAUUGGCGACCGGGUACUUGAUGGCAUGAGCAAGUGUUUAAACCAGACUGUUCAUUUCUUUGGAGUCUAUGAUGGUCAUGGAGGCUCUCAGGUUGCAAACUAUUGUCGUGAUCGUGUACAUUUGGCUUUGGUUGAAGAGAUAGAGUCCGUUAAGGAAGGCCUUAUUCAUGAAAGUGUCAAAGACAAUUGCCAAGAGCAAUGGAGAAAAGCAUUUACCAAUUGUUUUCAUAAGGUUGAUGCUGAAGUUGGAGGGAAGGCUAGUCUUGAGCCUGUUGCCCCGGAAACUGUUGGUUCCACUGCUGUUGUUGCCCUUAUUUGUUCGUCUCAUAUAAUAGUAGCAAACUGUGGAGAUUCAAGAGCAGUUCUGUGUCGUGGUAAAGAACCCAUGGCAUUAUCAGUGGAUCAUAAACCAAAUCGGGAAGAUGAAUAUGCAAGGAUUGAGGCAGCUGGGGGCAAGGUCAUACAAUGGAAUGGGCAUCGUGUUUUUGGUGUUCUUGCUAUGUCGAGGUCUAUAGGCGAUAGAUAUUUAAAACCGUGGAUCAUUCCAGAACCAGAAGUGAUGUUUAUUCCUCGAACAAAAGAUGACGAAUGCCUCAUUUUAGCCAGUGAUGGUUUAUGGGAUGUUAUGUCAAAUGAAGAAGUGUGUGACCUUGCUCGGAGACGAAUACUUCUAUGGCACAAGAAGAAUGGCGUUACUCCACUUCCGCUGGAAAGAGGCGAAGGAAUCGAUCCCGCAGCUCAGGCAGCUGCGGAGUUGCUUUCGAACCGUGCUCUUCAAAAAGGAAGUAAGGACAACAUUACUGUAAUCGUGGUGGAUUUGAAAGCUCAAAGGAAGUUUAAAAGCAAAACAUGA